This is a messenger RNA of Armigeres subalbatus, 5944 nucleotides long. Its product is annotated as neural cell adhesion molecule 1-like. The coding region runs from base 2707 to 5619 and encodes 970 amino acids. The transcript is spliced from 18 exons. The record is from RefSeq and is a predicted model, not a curated record. Lineage: Eukaryota; Metazoa; Arthropoda; Insecta; Diptera; Culicidae.
UUCACGACGGCGGCGACGUUGACGACGACGACGGUGAAUUUCGAGAAAAGCUUCCGACGUACGACGACUGCGGCGGAAGGAAACGGUUAAAGACGCGCGUGAUUCUUUUUUCUGUUCUGCGUGAUUUCAACUUUGAGACUUUCCCUUGUGGGCGAAGAAGGGUUUCAAAUGGUCUCCGAGCAUGGCAAUGGAUGAUGAAUGAGGAGCAAAAUUCGAGGGGGCAUCUACGGGAGAUGGUUUGUUGCGUAAGUUCUGGGAAAGCGAUUUGCCGGGCUGUGCAUCAGCUGACCCUCGCCGGGAACCGAUUACGAACUGUGACAGGGCUGAGUUUGUUCCAACUGCAGCCGAUGGUCUACUGCGACGGGGAUUAGGACGAAGAUUUAAUUCAGUGCUUCGAGUCAGACAGUUCAAAACAAUAAAAAUGCAUUUGUGAGGAUUCGCUGGGGGAUUAUGGACGGAAAGCUGAUGGCUGCAAGUCAGGGAAAGUGGAGAUUUGCGAGAAUGUCAUAAAAAGAAGAACGGAUAAUCUCAUCAAAUUAAAUCUGAUUAAUUGAAGGAAAAUAUUUUCUCGCUGUCAGCUCUGAACUCCCCGGGGGAGUGAAACGAAAGUCUUCGUUUAGUUGAGCGGGACUACCCCAAGUACAAUCCGCAUUAAGUAGGUCGUUUGUCUAGCAGUGCUAGGGACGAAAGGAAAAAAAUCAACAAGCGACAAAACAAAUCGACUGUACUCGGAACAAAGUGUUUGUCCACUGUAGUUUGAAGCAGUGAGGAUUAAUUAAAUUCAUUUAACGGAAUUAAUCUGUUUGGUGUUUCCCACGGGAACACGAUUGCCACCCCAGAGUUCAUAGAAAAAAAACGUAGUAGCUGGUCGGGCAAGUGGAAAAUAAGUAAAUUAAUAUACGCUCCUUAAACAGGAUUAUCCACGUUUUGCCAACCACCCUUUGCCUAUCCCCACCACUUCCCCAUCAAGUUUCAUAAAACUCUACUGACAAGGCCAGGAGUCCUGUGAAAACUGAUAUCAUUGUUUGGUCGAAGAAGAACAGGGAGGAAAAGCGCGUGACAAAGUCUGAAGAAAGUGAUUUUUUCCCUACCAUCCACUCCCCCUCAUACCCCGUGCUACGGCAGGUGGAUGGACGCAUUCGUUAUAGGUCCAUCGACAGUGGAUCCUUCUUUCGCCGUGUUUUACACCACUUUCGUUCCGUUUUUCCCUCCUUUCGACCGUUGUUGUGAUGAUGCAGCAGCAAGAAAUUAUGGAGCUCGUCGUGUGAAUAAAUUGUCUUCCUGCGAUUACGACUGAAGAAGACGCCGGUCGUCCUUUGCGAGAAGCGAAGUGGCCGGAAAUGAAAUUUAAGUGAAAAGAGUCACCCCACAACCAGUGAAACCGAGCGAAUCGAAUCAGGAGGAAAUCAGAAGCCAAAGAGCAUCAAACGACGGCCAAGUCGGGCGACGACAGCGUCCAGAAGAAAUUGUUUUUGUGAGUCGGUGUCUCUGCCGGUCUUUGAAGAAUGAAAAGUGAAAAAUUAUACCAAGGUAAAAUUUAGCGGAAAAUCCUUUCCGCCUGUGUGAAGCUGUGAUUCAGUGGAUGAAUAAAGUGGUGUCCCGUUUUGAAGAGGGAAUACCGCUAGUUUUUUUGUGUGUGUUGUUGUCAUCGUCAUCAUCGCAACAGCAGCGAUAGAAGCAGUCGUAGCUAGAGGCAGUAGCAACGUGGGAAAAGUCAAACACGAAGCGGAAACAAGAGCUUCGGGCUGCUUCCAUGGGGACCCUUCCGAGCGGAUUGGCAGUCCAUAAAUCACCGCCACCUGAAAGCAAUGCGCAAACAUGUGUGUGACAACGAGAAUUUAUCUGUCUGCGCCAAGUGAAACGGAAAAUCCUCCCCCGAAUCCACUUUUUAUCAAUAUUCACAAAACAAUAAAAAUAAAAAUAAAACAUAAUCUACGUAAUUGAACUCCAUAACAUUUAUCAAGGAAACUUCACACACACUCAUUUCCCUCGCGUUCCAAAGCUCCCCCAUCCCUCUUUUGCCCACCUUCUUCAAGCUUGUGCUUCGUGCUUGGAGCACUGAUUUUCACGAACAAGAGGAAAACUACUUCUCACACGCUCCAGCCACCCCACUUCAUUGUUUUCCUCCACCGCAGCUUGCGAUAAAAGAGAGGAUCGAAACAUUCUUCUCGGCGUUGGCGGAGGAAUCUUUCCCGAUGGUCCCCUGGUCCCACGUGUGGUCUUCAGUAUCGGAAUCGAUGCGUUCAAUCACUUUCCAAACCAGUUUCCCAUAUAGUCGACAACGUCGACAACAGCAGCUCAACUUGGCACGGUAGAGUAGCAAAAGAACCAAACAACAACCAGCCAUAAUAAUAAUACUAAUAGUAAUAAUAAUAACACCCAAUCCCCGGCGACCGACAACGACUUUGGAAGAAUCAUUCUGGCGGUUAGUCUUGGUCUGGGCGGAAAAUUCUUCUGCAAAACUGUGCGCAAGCAACACUAGGGCCGGUUGCUGCAGGCUGGCAAAGUGUUCAAGUGUGGAACCUCCAAUAGCCAAUAGCCAAUCGAAGUGUGAGGUGCAAGAAGCUGUAGCAUCAACAGCGGAAGCGAAAAAAGGAGGAAAAUCUUUUAACGAAGCGUGCUUGUGAGACAGCUCCACUCGGUGGCAAAGAAGGAAGUGGAAAGGUGCGCAGAGCUGUUAUCACGCGAGUUGGAGCAUCGACGGCGAUGGGAAAAAUGAAACACGGCUUCGCAUUCAAAUUUAAUCAAGUGUUUCAUGUGAUAUUUAUCAACGUAUUUAUUACGCAUUUCACGCUCGGAUUACAGCUGCCUGCAUCGGACAAGGAUAAACAUGUUGCCCUUUCGUCGGAAAUCCAGGCGGUGGAAGGCAGGAAAAUUUCCUUACCCUGCCCACUGUCGGCCCCUUCCAGAGAUAAGGUUUACAUGGUGCUCUGGUUCAAAGACGACGCCGGAAUUCCUUUGUACAGCUUCGACGUUCGGGGGAAGCCUUUACAAAAAGCGAAGCACUGGUCAGCACCGGAAAGCUUCGGGACACGGGCCCAUUUCAACACCGACACCGACCCGGCCACGCUGGACAUUCAGGAUAUUCGGCGACAUGACGAGGGUGUCUACCGCUGUCGAGUUGACUUUCGUACCAGUCAAACGCAGAGCUUCCGAUACAAUCUCAGCAUCAUCAUACUUCCCGAGCAUCCGAUAGUGCUCAACCAAUGGGGUCAGCAACUCAACAGUUCUAUUCUGGGACCAAAGGAAGAAGGCGACGACAUCAUGCUGACCUGUCGUGUUGUAGGAGGUCGCCCACAGCCAUCGGUCAAGUGGCUCAUCAACGGCACCCUGGUGGACGAGCAGUACGAGCACAACUCCGGCGAUGUGAUCGAAAAUCGACUGCUGUGGCCCGCGAUUCAGCGGUCCGACUUGAACUCGAUAUUCACUUGUCAGGCCACAAACACGGACCUCGUCCAACCGAAAGAGAGCAACUACGUGCUGGAUUUGUACCUGAAACCAUUGAGUGUGAAGAUUAUAAACCCACCAACACCAUUAGUUGCCGACCGGCGGUACGAGAUCACUUGCGAGAGCGUUGGUUCGCGGCCAAAUGCAGUUAUAACCUGGUACCGGGGAAAGCGGCCCUUCAAGAAACCAAAGGACUCCGGCAUAAAUUUCAACAACACAACCCGUUCCCUGCUAAGCUUCGUGCCCGUAACGGAAGACGAUGGAAAACUUAUAACUUGUCGUGCCGAGAAUCCGAAUGUCACCGGUCUGUUCCAGGAAGACUCGUGGAAAAUCGAAGUUGUUUAUCCUCCAAUCGUCUCGUUGCGGCUUGGUUCGACACUCUCGGCGGACGACAUCAAGGACGGUGACGAUGUUUACUUCGAGUGUCAGGUCACGGCGAAUCCUCCGUGGAGGAAAUUACACUGGCUGCACGACGGAGUGAUGAUCACUCACAACGCAUCCGCACGGGUUAUUCGCUCCAACCAGAGCCUGGUUCUGCAGAAGGUGAACCGAAAUUCGUCCGGAAAUUACUCGUGCAGUGCAAUCAACGCCGAGGGUGAAACGGUCAGCAACCAACUGGUGCUACGGGUCAAGUAUGCCCCAGUUUGUGCCACCGAUAAAAUCAUCAUCGUGGGAGCGUUCCGCAGUGAACCGUUGCACAUUUCGUGCGAGGUGCAUGCCGAUCCGCCACCGCGGCAGUUUUUCUGGAAGUUUAAUCACUCGGGCGAAACGCUUGACAUCAACAAGGAGCGGUUCGUGAAAAAUGGGUCACUGAGCAUCUUGAGCUAUACGCCCGUCUCGGAUCAGGACUAUGGCACGCUGACGUGCUGGGGACAGAACGAGGUGGGGACGCAGCAGUGGCCCUGCUUUUUCCAAGUGGUUCUCGCCGGAUUGCCAUCGACGGUGAAAAAUUGCUCGAUAAACAAUCAAACGCAGAGCUCGGUUGAAGUGCAAUGCCUAGCUGGAUAUGACGGCGGUUUACCGCAAAUUUUUAUGCUAGAGCUACUAUCGAGUAGGUCGGGAAGAAUGAGAUACAACAUAACGAACCCUGACGAGCCAUACUUCGCGAUAGAGUCCCUGGAAUCCCUCAUCCACUACACCAACCUAUACGAUGAACUGGGCGACGACAACGCAUUCAAAGCCGUCAUCUACGCUGUCAAUCAGAAAGGAAGAAGUCAGGGAGUAGUCGUUAAGGAUUUCUACCUCGAAAGCAGCAGCACAGAAAACCGAGCCGUCCUGACGAGCACCUCGCUAGACAGCAUCUCGCCCAUUCUGCUGGGGGUGUUGUUUACCCUACUGGUGCUGUGUGUCGUUAUCUUCGUACGGAUAUACUACAUCAAGGCAACAACCACCUCCACCAUCACGAGCGUUAGCAACGACAGCAAUAGAAAACAAAAUGGCACUAAGCAGGAUGCUUCGUCUAAGAAGAAUUCCAAACCAAGCCCCCGAUGGCAGCACGGGGGCGCCACUAGCGGAAACAAUGCUGGCGGUCCAGGAGGAACUGGUGGCGCCGGUGGCCAUCAGCAUGGGGGAACCAACGUCGACGGCAAAGGCAAGGAUGGAAAGCCAGACCCCACGGAAGAUGACAGAGGCGAUCCGGACGUGAUUCCAGCGCAGUACGUGUCGAACGAUGGAGAGGAUGCCAGUUUCAAUUCGUCCAAAUGGCCCAACGGGAGCUAUUACGAUCGGUAUCCCAACCAUGAUAUACGACCGACAGAGCUACUGAUACCGUCGUCCGGUAUGGGCCACCUCGGGGGUAUCACCGCCAUGCACGGGGGCAGUGCAACGUCGACGCCGGUGGUAAAUCAAUUACAUCCGAAUAUUAAUCAGUCCACGGACCCCACGGCGGCCCUCACGCUGGGAGCGUACUAUUCGUCCGGGCCGGUGCCGACCGGAAGCACCGGGCUGGGCGGCGUUGCCCCGAACGGUGGCCCAACGAUAGCACUGUACGGAAGUAGCCAUCAUCACCAUCAGUCAAGUGGACUGGUGCCCAACGGAGGAGCACCCGGAAUCGGCCUCAUCGCAACCUCCAGCGGCAGCCCUCAAGGGGUCAAUCCGAACGAUUACGAUAUCAAUGUACAUACAAUCAAAAAUAUGCUGAUGACUACUCGGGUGCCGGAGAGUUGCGUUUAGAUAGCUGACGAUGUUGAAUGAAUAAUUUCUGAUACGCGGAAUAUGUUUGCACUAUGCACGGGGGGAUGCCCUCCCUCUAUGCGGGUUUCGAGUGUACAUGUACAGACGGUAUGUUAUUGCAAUGUUGUGUUGCAUGUUAGAGUGCAGAAUCUAAUAUUCGGUAAAGUGGAUUAAGGGAAGAGAUCUCUUAAUAGUAUAUAGGAUAAAAAAAAAUAUUGUAAAAAUGGUGACGGUCAAUUCUAAUAAACAAAAGUAAAAAGAUAGGUGCUAGUCGCCAUUUUAUUUUGAAGAUUGCAAAUAUAAUUUUAAUUGGAGUUUUGUUAAA